GACGUCUUCCUCUUUCUUUGUCCGCAUCGUCAUCGCCAUUUUGUUGAGUUCUCGUAACGGAAAGAAGACAUUCCAUUAAGAACCGCCGCCCGGAGUGGAACAGGAAAACAUUACAAGAAACGAGACCUUCCGACGUUACUAAGACACACUCUAAUAUUUGAAUUCAACCUAAUCGAAAACAAAAAUGGCAAAAGCACCAGCAAUCGGUAUUGAUUUGGGGACCACCUACUCGUGUGUGGGAGUGUUCCAACACGGCAAGGUGGAAAUCAUCGCCAACGAUCAGGGCAACCGAACAACACCCAGCUACGUAGCCUUCACUGACACCGAACGGCUUAUUGGUGAUGCCGCCAAGAACCAGGUCGCCAUGAACCCCAACAACACUAUCUUUGAUGCCAAGAGACUGAUCGGACGUAAGUUCGAAGAUGCUACCGUCCAAGCCGACAUGAAACACUGGCCCUUCGAGGUGAUCAGUGACGGUGGCAAGCCCAAGAUCAGGGUCGCAUACAAGGGCGAGGCUAAGACAUUCUACCCUGAGGAGGUUUCAUCCAUGGUGCUGACCAAGAUGAAGGAAACAGCAGAAGCUUACUUAGGAAAGACUGUAACCAAUGCCGUGAUCACAGUUCCCGCCUACUUCAACGACUCCCAGCGACAAGCCACAAAGGACUCUGGAGCCAUCGCUGGGCUCAACGUCCUCCGUAUCAUCAACGAGCCCACUGCCGCCGCCAUUGCCUACGGCCUGGAUAAGAAGGGGUCAGGUGAGCGCAAUGUCCUAAUCUUCGAUUUGGGAGGUGGAACUUUCGACGUAUCCAUCCUGACCAUCGAGGAUGGUAUCUUCGAGGUGAAGUCAACAGCUGGUGACACUCACUUGGGUGGAGAGGACUUUGACAACAGGAUGGUCAACCACUUCGUCCAGGAGUUCAAGAGGAAGUACAAGAAGGACCUAACACAAAACAAGAGGGCGCUCCGUCGUCUGAGGACUGCCUGUGAACGAGCAAAGCGAACCCUGUCCUCAUCCACACAAGCCAGUAUUGAGAUCGACUCACUCUAUGAGGGAAUUGAUUUCUACACAUCCAUCACCCGAGCCCGAUUCGAAGAGUUGAAUGCAGACCUUUUCCGAAGCACUAUGGAACCCGUGGAGAAGUCCCUUCGAGAUGCCAAGAUGGACAAGGGGCAGAUCCAUGACAUUGUACUCGUUGGUGGCUCUACUCGAAUCCCCAAAGUGCAGAAACUGCUACAGGACUUCUUUAACGGGAAGGAACUCAACAAGUCCAUCAACCCUGACGAGGCUGUGGCGUAUGGUGCAGCCGUCCAGGCAGCCAUUCUGCAUGGAGAUAAGUCCGAGGAAGUACAGGACUUGCUUCUGCUCGAUGUAACACCUCUGUCUCUUGGUAUCGAGACAGCCGGAGGAGUGAUGACCGUUCUGAUCAAGAGGAACACAACUAUCCCCACGAAGCAGACACAGACAUUCACCACUUACUCCGACAAUCAGCCAGGAGUCUUGAUUCAGGUGUAUGAGGGUGAGAGAGCCAUGACCAAAGACAACAACCUUCUGGGCAAAUUCGAACUUACCGGUAUCCCACCUGCACCUCGUGGCGUACCACAGAUCGAGGUCACCUUCGAUAUCGAUGCUAACGGUAUCUUGAACGUCACCGCCGUGGAGAAGUCCACUGGCAAAGAGAACAAGAUCACAAUUACCAACGAUAAGGGACGUCUGAGCAAGGAGGACAUCGAGAGGAUGGUGAACGAUGCCGAGAAGUACAAGGCAGAAGAUGAAAAGCAGAAGGCGGUUAUUGCUGCCAAGAACGCCCUUGAAUCCUACUGCUUCAACAUGAAGAGCACCAUGGAGGAUGAGAAGUUAAAGGACAAGAUCUCAGCAACUGAUAAGACCACCAUCAUGGACAAGUGCAACGAGGUGAUCCGCUGGCUCGACGCCAACCAGCUGGCCGAGAAGGAGGAAUACGAGCACAAGCAGAAGGAACUGGAGAGUAUCUGCAACCCGAUCAUCACCAAGUUGUACCAGAGCGCAGGAGGUGCACCAGGCGGAAUGCCGGGUGGUAUGCCAGGUGGCAUGCCUGGUGCCGGUGGUGCAGGAGCAGCCCCGGGCGGCGGUGCCGGUCCUACCAUCGAAGAAGUCGACUAAUAAGUUCAGACUUUAAAAAAAAGCAUUUACCAUUUGAAAGCUCUUCAAUUCCAAAGCGUAAUGAAACUAAUCAAAUUGCUUCUGAUGCAUUCGUUUUAAAAAUAAUGUUCCUCAUUUAUUUCAAGUAGCGUAUUAUUAUACCUGUGUAAAAGUUGAACUUCAAGUUUUAACAUUUAUUUUUAUUGUAUGCAUGUAAGAAACAUUUUACAUCUUUAUGAAAAUAAUUCAACACAAAUGAAAUUUUUUUUAUUUCUAUACAGUAUAGUUUCAGAGUAUGUAUAUUAGCAUCAUGUUGAUAACUCUUGUUCCAAAUAAAGUUUCAUUUUGUAAGGGC
Molecule: messenger RNA, 2474 nt
Organism: Homalodisca vitripennis (glassy-winged sharpshooter)
Lineage: Eukaryota; Metazoa; Arthropoda; Insecta; Hemiptera; Cicadellidae
Product: heat shock 70 kDa protein cognate 4
Exons: 5
Coding region: 185-2140 (651 amino acids)
Biological process (GO): cellular response to unfolded protein; vesicle-mediated transport; protein refolding
Cellular component (GO): plasma membrane; cytoplasm; cytosol
Molecular function (GO): ATP hydrolysis activity; ATP binding; ATP-dependent protein folding chaperone
Source: RefSeq, a predicted model, not a curated record